Molecule: messenger RNA, 2623 nt
Organism: Amblyraja radiata (thorny skate)
Lineage: Eukaryota; Metazoa; Chordata; Chondrichthyes; Rajiformes; Rajidae
Product: serine/threonine-protein kinase VRK2
Exons: 12
Coding region: 50-1525 (491 amino acids)
Biological process (GO): protein phosphorylation
Molecular function (GO): ATP binding; protein kinase activity
Source: RefSeq, a predicted model, not a curated record
AAAUGCUGGAGUAACCCAGCGGGACAGUCAACAUCUCUGGAGAGAAGGAAUGGAAAUAAUAGCAGUCGUGCUCUUUGCCGGGAUUAUGCCACCCAAAGGCAUCACAAGAAAGAAUCUUCCUGAGCCUCUUCCUGAGGGAUUGGUUCUGACAGAUUCAGAGAAAAAACGUUGGAAACUUGGGAAAAUUAUUGGCAGCGGCGGAUUUGGACUGGUACACUUGGCUUCUCCUGCUUCAGAAAAACAUGUAGGGAAUGAAGCUGUCCAUGCCAUUAAAGUAGAGCACCAGGAAAAUGGACCCCUGUUCUCGGAGCUGAAGUUUUAUCAGAGGGCAGCUAAAUCAGUGCACAUAAAGUCGUGGAUGAAAAGCCAUAAACUGAGUUUCUUGGGCAUCCCUGCUUACUGGGGAUCAGGCUUGACUCAAUACAAUGGGAAGAGCUACAGAUUCAUGGUCAUAGACAGACUUGGCGUAGAUUUGCAAAAGGUGCUGGAGAAAGAGGGGAAUCGGUUUGCCAAAGCAACUACUCUGAAAAUAGGCUGUCAAUUGCUCGAUAUUUUGGAGUUUAUUCAUGAACACGAAUAUAUCCACGGUGAUAUCAAGUCAGCCAACCUGCUUCUCGGCCUCAAGAAUCUCAAAGAGAUAUAUCUGGCGGAUUAUGGCCUUGCCUUCAGGUACAAUCCCAAUGGAGAUCACAAACACUACAAGGAGGACCCGAGGAAAGGUCACAAUGGAACAAUUGAAUUUACCAGCAUAGAUGCUCAUAAAGGUGUAGCUCUAUCCAGACGAAGUGACCUGGAAAUCCUCGGCUACUGCAUGCUGCAGUGGCUAUGUGGAAAGCUGCCUUGGGAUCGGGACCUGAAGGACCCUGUGGCAGUCCAACAAGCCAAAGUCAAAUUUAUGACAAACCUUCCCGUUUCUGUGCGCCAAUGCUUUCCUUCUGGAUGUCAAAGCAGUGAAUUAGUCAAUUAUCUGACUUAUGUGAGUACUCUGAAGUAUGAAGAAAGGCCACAAUAUCAGAAACUACACAACAUCCUGAUAAAUCGGAAAGACGGCAGCCAAUCUGAGAGUGUGGAUCACCGUGGAAUAGAGUGCGAAUCUCCGUGUAUGGAUUCCUGGCCUUUGUCUGUUUCUGAAAAUAGUAAGAGAAUACAGGCAAUUCGCUCAUCGCAAAAUGUGCCUGUGUCAAGACAGAAAUCAACAAGACAAAUUGCACUGAAGCAAAUAAAAGGAAGAGGUAAAAUUUCGAGUGGUAGUGAAUGCUCAGAACUGUUGAGGGUUGAAGCAAGGAUGCCGGAGAUUGCAAUGGCUGUUCAAAGUCAGGAAGAGGCAACUGGACCUUCAAUACAAUCUGAGAUCAGGGAUAGGAAGCCCGAAGUUAUAACGACUGAUCGACGAGAGGCAAAGUUCCGUGGUCCAGCUGCAGCUUCAGUAGUGCCUCCGGAUCAAAUAAAAAUAAAAUCAGACAUCUUCCGAUAUGGUGCUGCAGUCCUAGUCUUGUUGAUAUUAAUAAUACUUCUGUUGUUUUAAGUACAUAUUUUUACACUGCUCGUGGAUUUAUUCUGGCAGUGGCCAGCAGAACAGUUUAACUAAUGGCCCAGUAAAUGGUCAUGGUUUGUGAAAAUAAAAUGUUUACUUAAUUUAACUGCUGUGGAGCAAAUGUAAUGGAUGAUUUAAAAAGCACUUGGAUAUUCAGCAUCUCUUUGAAGUCAUCUUCACUGUUAUUGGCUGUAUAGGAAAAUAAGGGAAGAGAAAAGUGCAUCAUUACUGAUGUGAGUGAUAUCAUGGCAGAAAUGUUAUGAUGUAAUCCUCCCCUCCCACCUCCUUCUCCAUUCCCUCCCCCCUCCUCCCUUCAUACCUUACUACAGUAAGGGCAUUCACCAAAGAUGACGUUAAAACUUUGCCUUGAAGAAGGUAGACCUCGUAACCACUGUAGAUGUAAACAUUAUAAAUUUAAUUAUACACAAAAAAACCUACCAAUCUCCAUUUCUAGUUUCUGCUUUGAACUACACUCACCUCGUAAAGACACUCCUGAUGGAAUGGCUGUCCACAGCGGGGGUCAUCACACACUUGAUCCGGUAUGGCUGAGGAAAGUCGGUAUGCAUAGCAAAUCCCACAUUCCAUGCUAAAACUCUGCCAAAUAAACAGAUGCAUUGAUCAUCAUGAUCUGUGGAAUUCUCUGCCACAGAAGGUAGUUGAGGCCAGUUCAUUGGCUAUAUUUAAGAGGGAGUUAGAUGCGGCCCUUGUGGCUAAAGGGAUCAGGGGGUAUGGAGAGAAGGCAGGGAUGGGAUACUAAGUGGAUGAUCAGCCUUGAUCAUAUCGAAUGGCGGUGCAGGCUCGAAGGGCCGAAUGGCCUACUCCUGCACCUAUUUUCUAUGUUUCUAUGUCUAUGACAUCCUGCUCAGAAUUCUUCGACACCAUAUUGACUACAAACAUCGUAGACAUUCAGGGCUGUCUUUAACAGCCUGCAAUGUAAUUUCUUACAAUGUCAGAUGACUGCCUUAAUAUUAGUGUGUAAUUAUUAGUGUAUAAAGUAUUAGUAUAUUAAUAAUAUUAAGUGCUUAACUUUGCUAUCCUGGAAAAGGCUAAUUUAUGUGCAACAUGUCAUUAAAAUUGUUGGAACAUCUU